AUGGAGACCAAGACCAGCCCCAUCUUUACCACUGAAGAGGAGACCGCUUCUCCCACCACUGGGGAAGUCGUCACACCGUCGAAGUGGAGUUAUUGGAAACACUAUCUCACAAGCCGCGAUGGGUGGAUAGGUGACUAUGACUAUAUGUACCUAAUCACUCCGAACAUCUACCCACUCAACAAGCGUUACAAAGAUGCCGAACCCCCCUUCUAUGGCCUCAACGACGAGGUCCCCAUUCUGUUGACCAUCAUCUUGGGCCUGCAACAUGCCCUGACCAUGAUCGGGUCGGUGGUGUCACCCCCUCUGGCCCUCGCGAGUGGCGCCUUCUACCUCGAUUCAGUCCAAUCCCAGUAUCUAGUUUCGGCGGCGUUCAUCACCACUGGGAUAGCUACAGCCCUACAGGUAACCCGUGUGCAUAUAUUCAAGUCCCCGUUGUACAUCGGAACGGGGUUGUUGUCGGUUGUCGCUCCAACAUUUGAUGUCAUUGCGGUCGCGAUGAACUACGCGGACACACGAUACAAGAACGGGUCCUGUCCGACCGAUGAGAGCGGCUCCCGACUCCCAUGCCCUGAGGCUUGGGGAGCAGCACUGGGUACAACUUUGUGUACGGUCUGGAUCCAGAUUCUCAUGUCUCUCGUCCCCCCUAAAGCCUUGAACCGUAUCUUUCCGAAGGUUGUCACGGGAAGUCUGCUACUUCUUGUUGGGGUCUAUCUCAUCUCGAGUGGAAUGGAGAACUGGGGAGGGAGUUCGAACUGCGACGGGGGAACGGGGUAUUAUGCCCUCUGUCCGAAUAUAGAUGCCCCGAGACCGCUCCCAUGGGGCGACCCUAAGCUGAUUGGUCUCGGAUUCAGCGUCUUUGUCACCAUCAUUCUCGUUGAAUUCAUUGGCUCCCCGUUGAUGAAGUCCGCCUCCGUUAUCUUGGGGCUGGCAGUGGGAUGUGCUAUCUCCGGCGCAACAGGUUACUGGUCUCGCGAGGAAAUUGACGCUGCACCAGUCGGUACAUUCCUCUGGGUGCACACAUUUCCACUUUCGGUGGACGGUGCGCUGGUCCUCCCUCUGCUCAUCAUGUUCGUCUGCGAAGCGGUCAGUUGUAUGCCGGAUAUUCUAGCCACGGCCGAAAUCUCCCGGGUGGACAUCGAGGGGCGCGAGUUCCAUAGUCGUAUCCAGGGAGGUAUUCUGUGCGACGGCUUGGGAAGUCUGGUCAGCGCGUUGGGCACCUCGUUGCCUAUGGUCAGUCAGGCGGGAAAUAAUGGUGUCAUUUCCUUGACCGGUUGUGCUAGCCGUCGAGCGGGUUGGUGUGCCUCGACCAUUCUUCUGCUGAUGGGAAUCUUUGGCAAAUUCGGGGCCGUCUUCGGAUCAAUGCCACCUUCUGUGCUGGGAGGAAUGCAGGUGUUCUUGUAUAGCACGAUUGUUGUGGCCGGCGUGCGUGUCCUCGCACUUGUUGACUUUAGCCGACGCAACCGAUUCAUUCUCACGGCGUCGUUGGGGAUCGGGUUCAUGGACAUCGUUUCCCCGAGUUGGUUCAGCUCGGUGCUGGCGUACAGUGGGCCGAACGUGCAUCUGCAAGGUUUCGAGCAAGGGAUCAACCUAAUCGUUGAGACGCCGUUCAUCAUCGCGGCAGUCGUGGGGGUGGUACUGAAUCUCGUGCUGAAGGAUGAGGGGGAAAAGACCAACGCGGUGUUGCCAUAA
Aspergillus ibericus CBS 121593 is the source of this 1689-nucleotide messenger RNA. Its product is annotated as purine permease. The transcript is spliced from 4 exons. The record is from RefSeq and is a predicted model, not a curated record. Gene Ontology annotation, biological process: transmembrane transport; xanthine transport. Gene Ontology annotation, molecular function: xanthine transmembrane transporter activity. NCBI's taxonomy places the organism in Eukaryota, Fungi, Ascomycota, Eurotiomycetes, Eurotiales, Aspergillaceae. Gene Ontology annotation, cellular component: membrane; fungal-type vacuole. Bases 1 to 1689 code for a protein of 562 amino acids.